This is a messenger RNA of Colossoma macropomum (tambaqui), 3167 nucleotides long. It is a transcript of the gene ptbp2a, whose product is annotated as polypyrimidine tract binding protein 2a. Gene Ontology annotation, cellular component: nucleus. Gene Ontology annotation, biological process: mRNA processing; regulation of RNA splicing. The record is from RefSeq and is a predicted model, not a curated record. Lineage: Eukaryota; Metazoa; Chordata; Actinopteri; Characiformes; Serrasalmidae. The coding region runs from base 110 to 1651 and encodes 513 amino acids. The transcript has 14 exons. Gene Ontology annotation, molecular function: mRNA binding.
GCGCUUUUUCGUCCUCCGUUUCCGCCUCCAUUUUGUCCCGUUGUGCGCAGUUGGCAGAGCGGAAGAAUUACGGCUCUGUGGACCGGGCUGAGGAGAAAUAUUUACAGUAAUGGACGGCAUUAGUGAUGUUGCGGUUGGUGUAAAGAGAGGAUCAGAUGAGCUGUUGUCCAGCAGCAUGUACAACAGUCCAAACUCAGGGAUGAGCAGUAUCAGUGAUGGCACAUCCAAUGGAAGUGACAGCAAAAAGUUAAGAGUUGAAGACAGGGUAGGGGAUGCUCCGCCUUCGCGUGUCCUCCACAUCAGAAAACUACCCAAUGAAGUCUCAGAGGCAGAUAUCAUUGCUUUAGGAUUGCCUUUUGGAAAGGUCACUAAUAUCCUUACUCUUAAAGGCAAGAACCAGGCUUUCCUGGAACUGAGUACAGAGGAGGCAGCCAUUACCAUGGUGAACUACUACUCAGCUGUUACACCACAUGUCCGAAAUGUCCCUGUCUUCAUACAGUAUUCCAAUCACAAAGAACUUAAGACAGACAAUGCAAACCAGUCAGGUGGAACCCCGACAUCAGGCUCCAGUGAUGGUACUCUCACGUCACCUUCUAGUCCAGUGCUGAGGAUUAUCAUUGACAACAUGUUCUACCCUGUCACAUUGGAUGUGUUGCAGCAGAUCUUCUCAAAGUUUGGCACAGUCAUGAAAAUCAUCACGUUCACAAAGAACAAUCAGUUUCAGGCUUUGCUACAGUACAGUGAUGCAGCGAGUGCUCAACAAGCCAAAGUGGCGCUGGAUGGUCAGAACAUUUACAAUGCUUGCUGUACACUCCGCAUAGACUACUCCAAACUUGUUAACCUGAAUGUGAAGUACAACAAUGAUAAGAGCAGGGACUACACCAGACCAGAGCUGCCUUCAGGUGAUGGGCAGCCUGCUGUGGAUCCCUCUGUGGCAGCAGCCUUUAGCAAGGACUCUAACUCCCUGCUCGGUAAGAUCCCAGGUGCGCUGAGCCCUUUAAGCGCAGCGGCUGCAGCAGCAGCAGCGGCAGGGAGAGUGGCUUUGUCGGGACAUUCAGGCAGCAGUGGCGUGCUCUUAGUCAGCAAUCUUAAUGAAGAGAUGGUUACGCCCCAAAGUCUGUUUACCCUCUUCGGGGUGUAUGGUGAUGUGCAGCGUGUGAAGAUCCUCUAUAACAAAAAAGACAGUGCAUUGAUACAGAUGGCAGAUUCAAAUCAAGCCCAACUUGCGAUGAGUCAUCUCAAUGGACAGAAGAUGUAUUCAAAGAUCAUCCGUGUUACCAUGUCCAAACAUCAGACGGUACAGUUACCUAGGGAUGGUUUGGAUGAUCAGGGCCUCACCAAGGAUUUCACUAAUUCUCCUCUACAUCGUUUCAAAAAGCCCGGCUCUAAGAACUUUCAGAAUAUCUUCCCUCCUUCUGCCACCCUCCAUCUGUCAAACAUACCACAAGACAUAACUGAAGAUGACCUCAGAGUACUGUUCACUAACUCCGGAGGCACUGUGAAAGCUUUCAAGUUUUUCCAAGAUCGCAAAAUGGCUCUAAUCCAGAUGUCUACGAUUGAAGAGGCCAUUCAGUGUUUGAUCGACCUUCACAACUACAACAUGGGUAAUAACCACCAUUUGAGAGUCUCCUUCUCCAAAUCAAUAAUUUAAAGAAGCUGAGACAUCCUGCUUUGUCUUACGUUUUCUGGCGGUACCUUUUGACUGUUCUGGUACACUGGGGACCACAGUUUGACACCUUUUUUCCCUUUUCUUUUACCUGUCAUUCCUUAUGAAAACAUGGGUGAACAUUAAAUCAAAUAUCUCAGAUGAGAGAUGAAUUGUCUUGCCCCAUUUCCCAGUGUCCCCACUGUAUGCUAGCGAGUCAUGAACCUUCCCCCAGUUAGUCUCUCUAGGAGGUUGAUACCUCUGUUUUUAUUACAGUUAGCUGACAAAGAAUGUGCCUUACUCAGUCAACUAGCAUAAAAGUUUUCACAUACCUGCAUUUUCAUAAACCCAACUUAGCCACAUGAGGACACAGGCUUCUUUGUUGUAGAGGUGUAAAGUUUUGUAAAAACAGUAAUUUUGCUUUCUUUUCCCAUGUGUGAAUUGUACAGUGUGUGAAAUCUUACCUCUUAGAAUUUGAGUCCAUGUUUGCUUGCUUUUUGUGCUCAUUUGUCCUGUGUUUUGCAUAUUUGGUCAGUUUGAAUUGCGGAUCGUGGUGAAAUAUCCAGUGGAAUGUAUAUAACAGACCUUUACAGUGAUUCUUUAGAGAGCUCAAUGUUCACCACAGGCUUUAAUACUAGUGUGCAACCACCAAGUUUUUUUUCUUUAUUUUUUUUUUAUUUUUUUUAUUUUAUUUAUUAUUUUUUUUUUUUAAAGCUGCUUUUUUAAUGUACUGAAUACAUUGAUGGUUAAGAGUACAGUACAUGUUGAACUACAUUUUUUUUUUUCUUUUUUUUGUUUGAUUUUUGCAUAGUAGGCAUUUACACUUGCCCUUUUUUAUGAGCAUUUAUUGCAAGGUUUCUCUUUUUGGAUUUACACAAAGGAUGUUUUUUCUGCAUGUGCUAACAGGUCUAGUUAGUUCUGAGAAUCUUUGUUCAGAGAACAGCUGUUGCAUGCAUUAGUACAAGCUAACAAAUGUGAGCCUUAAGUUUUGACAUGAACAGUAUAUAGAAGAAGGAUAACCUGGUGGGACCAAAGUUUGUGCCUUUAGUCUUAAUUUCCUGAGUGCGCAAUAUUUUUUUUUUUGUUUGUUUGUUUGUUUUAAAGCAGAUCCAUCAUUUUAUACUUCCUGAAAGUUAAGCUGAUAAGCUGACGUUUAUCCAGUAUGCAAAAUGUAACGGUUACAAAAAAUCUUACCCCACCUCUUUUCUUCCAGACAUCUUAUGGGUUUGUUUCCCACAUAAAUGGACUGUACAUUUUGAUGGUGGUAAAUAAGUUCUGUAUUUAGGGCUUUUUUGGGGGGUUUUUUUUGUGUUAUUUUUUUUUUUUUACUUCUGUAGAAAUGUAAGUUUCAAUAUAGUUUGAACAUGGCACAAUUAAAAGAUCAUUUUUCUAACAAAGCGGAAAGGAUUGACUUUGUUGUGUGUUUGGCUUUUAUUUUUUCUUCCUCUAUCUCUCUAUCUUUCUCCUGUAUUCUGCUUUAACUCUGUAGCAUGCUCAAUAAAUACUUCUGUAGCUCUGUGUU